This is a messenger RNA of Ustilago hordei, 978 nucleotides long. RefSeq lists its product as uncharacterized. NCBI's taxonomy places the organism in Eukaryota, Fungi, Basidiomycota, Ustilaginomycetes, Ustilaginales, Ustilaginaceae. Bases 1 to 978 code for a protein of 325 amino acids. The transcript has a single exon. The record is from RefSeq and is a predicted model, not a curated record.
AUGGUAUCGUACAGCGAACUCGCAAAGAAGAAUGCUUCAGUUGACAUCACCGGUCAACGAGCACUCAUCUCAGGAGGUACCCAAGGCAUUGGUGCUGGUAUUGCACUUCGAUUCGCUCUGGCUGGAGCUUCAGUAUGGCUUAUCGGGAGAAACGAAGAAAAGGCAAAUCAAGUACUCGAGACGCUUAGAAAGGCUUCUUCUGAAGCUCAACGUCGAUCAGCCACCUCCUCUCCCACCAGUCACAAUGCGGAACAUGAGUUCUUCAAAGCAGACCUCUCAUCCCCCACCGCACUCAAAUCCGUCGCUUCAGACAUCACCUCGAAAGCAGGAAAGGGUGGGAUCGAUUACCUGAUCGAAACGCAAGGAGGUCCACCCCACGGUGCUAUCGAAACCACUUCCGACGGUAUCGAAAAGCAAUUCGCUGUUCAAGUCCUCUCUCGUGUUGGUCUAGCAAAACAACUCGUCGAAGCAGGAACGAUCAAGAGAGGUGUGUUGAUGGUUGCUGCUCCUGGUCAAGGUUCCUCUUCACCCGUCGAUGUGAACGAUUUGGACUUCACCAAAGCCAAAGCUAGCGGUAGUUGGUGGGGCGGACCUCUAGGAUUGAUGAAAAAGGGAGCCCAAUCCGCCUCAAUCCUCGACGCUGCUUGUCAACACCUUGCAGAGCAAAACCCAAACCUAACCAUCACCCAUGCUUUCCCAGGAUUCGUCAAUACCGAUGCACUCAGCAAUCAGGGACACAACCCAUUGUUGGUACUAGCAGGGAAGCUAGCUGGACCAAUGGUGGCAAGUAAGCCUGGUCCAGGUGGAUACGCCGAGUUGCCGUUCUAUGUGUUGGCAAAUGCGGAGGGGCAGAGGUAUUUAGAGACGGGAAAAGCGAAUCUGCUGACUGCCGGAUUGAAGAAGUUGGAGUUGAGUAAGAACGUGAGGGAGAGAGGAGUUAGGGAGCAGAUUUGGAAUAAGUUGGCUUCUUAUUUCUAA